GUGGGUGUAGUUCUAUAUCAAAAGAUUGACAGGAAGAUACGCUAAAUCUCCAUGAUAGCGAGAAGUCUUUCUAAAAGUGAACGUAGCUACUUAGCCACUAAGCGGGAACUACUAGCAGUUGUGUAUACUUUAAAGAAGUUCCAUUAGUACCUGUGGGGAAAUCACUUUACCCUUUACACAGAUCAUAAGGCACUUACCUAUCUACACACCCAGAAAAUCGCUAAUUCAAUGCUUAUAAAUUGGUUCGAUACGCUGCUUCAGUAUGAUUUUAAAGUCGUUCAUUUGCCAGGUAUUGAUAAUAUUCUUCCUGAUACGCUAUCCCGUCUAUAUGAAAUCGAGGAACCUGCCAAUGAACUGGGGGGGGAUAAAGCUCACCUUUUGAAUAAAGCAGUUAGUAAACUACCUAGUGAAGACAGUGGUGAAUAUAUGACACCUCCUAAAGAAGAACGAAAGUUAAUUUUUCUACGUGAGCAUCUUAAAGGACACUUUGGUUCUGAUGCAAUUUACUAUGCUCUAAAACGUAAAAGUAUCUACUGAAAUAACCUCAAAGAGGACGCUGUAGAACUUGUUAAGAGUUGUACUCCCUGUCAACAAUUUAACAUCAUCAAGAAGGGUUAUAAUCCAUUAAGGCCCAUUACUGCUAAGUUGCCUGGUGAUAGUUGGGGUAUUGAUCUUGCUGGACCUAUGAAGUCUUCACUCUCUGGUAA
Molecule: messenger RNA, 707 nt
Organism: Rhizopus microsporus ATCC 52813
Lineage: Eukaryota; Fungi; Mucoromycota; Mucoromycetes; Mucorales; Rhizopodaceae
Exons: 1
Coding region: 229-537 (102 amino acids)
Source: RefSeq, a predicted model, not a curated record